This is a messenger RNA of Carlito syrichta (Philippine tarsier), 3408 nucleotides long. RefSeq names its product potassium voltage-gated channel subfamily D member 2-like. Lineage: Eukaryota; Metazoa; Chordata; Mammalia; Primates; Tarsiidae. Bases 1 to 954 code for a protein of 317 amino acids. Gene Ontology annotation, biological process: potassium ion transmembrane transport. Gene Ontology annotation, molecular function: A-type (transient outward) potassium channel activity; voltage-gated monoatomic ion channel activity involved in regulation of postsynaptic membrane potential. The transcript is spliced from 7 exons. Gene Ontology annotation, cellular component: membrane; voltage-gated potassium channel complex. The record is from RefSeq and is a predicted model, not a curated record.
AUGGCCUGCAGGGCAGCAGCAGUGACUGGAAGCAGGCACAGUGGAAGUUUUAGUCAACAGAGUUACCCUUCAAAGGCCAGGAAGAGACUGGAACAGAAGCAGCAGGUCACUGAAGAAAGCCCCCAGUUUGAGAGCAGCCCUGACAGUGGUGAAGGGGGUAUCCCCCUUCGUAUGUGUGGAUAUGGUGAUAUGGUACCAAAAACCAUAGCAGGGAAGAUUUUCGGUUCCAUCUGUUCACUGAGUGGGGUCUUGGUCAUUGCUCUACCUGUUCCAGUGAUUGUAUCCAACUUCAGUCGUAUCUAUCACCAAAAUCAACGAGCAGACAAACGAAGAGCACAAAAAAAAGCUCGACUGGCCAGGAUCCGGGCAGCCAAAAGUGGAAGUGCAAAUGCUUAUAUGCAGAGCAAACGGAAUGGCUUACUCAGUAAUCAGCUGCAGUCCUCAGAGGACGAGCCGGCCUUUGUUAGCAAAUCCGGCUCCAGUUUUGAAACACAGCACCACCACCUGCUUCACUGCCUGGAAAAAACCACGAACCACGAGUUUGUGGAUGAACAAGUCUUUGAAGAAAGCUGCAUGGAAGUUGCCACCGUUAAUCGUCCUUCAAGUCACAGUCCCUCUCUCUCUUCACAAGGAGUCACCAGCACUUGCUGUUCACGACGACACAAAAAAACUUUCCGCAUCCCAAAUACCAACGUAUCAGGAAGCCAUCGAGGGAGUGUGCAAGAACUCAGCACGAUUCAGAUCAGAUGUGUGGAGAGAACACCUCUCUCUAACAGCCGAUCCAGUUUAAAUGCCAAAAUGGAAGAGUGUGUUAAACUAAACUGUGAACAACCUUAUGUGACUACAGCAAUAAUAAGCAUCCCAACUCCUCCAGUAACCACACCAGAAGGAGACGACAGGCCAGAAUCUCCUGAGUAUUCAGGAGGAAAUAUUGUCAGAGUGUCUGCUUUGUAAAACAAUUGGAAGAAGGUCUUAGAGAAUUUGAGCCCUGGCUGUGAAACGAAUUUCAAUGUAGAAGAAAGAAGAAACAAGAAACCUUGUGUAGGCUAAGGCAGCAAGGCAAGAACGUUGGUAGUGAAACAAACAAACAAAAAGCUUCCAAACUUGAGGAUGUGAAUAAAACCACCAAAUGGCAUUUCUAGACAGUUUGACCUGUUAUACAGAGGGAUAUUCUGUGACCCUUUGACUUUGUGAAUGAGCACAAUGAAAUGCCACCUAUUGAUGCUUCUUAUGAUCAGAACUCUUUUUUAAUAAAAAUAAAUAAAAUAAAUCUUUGAGCAUAACGUUCCAGUUGAGUGCAAAACAAAAAAAAAAAAAGAAAAACAUUUUGAUAAAUUUUUUCCUGUUAAAACCAUGAACAUUGGCUAUGAUGAAGAUUAUUACAUAUAAAAAAAAACUCACACAUUUGUAUUGACUGAAGGAAACCAUCAUAAUGCAUGCUAGAAUUCUUUGAAGCAGUGAUCUCAGUUCCCUAUGUUGUCUUCUGAAUAGGCAUGAUAAACUAUAAUUGUAGAAAGGGGGAAUUUCUGUGCACUUACAACAAGCUGAUUGUUCAUGUUUCAUGGUGGGCUGUGCAAAUAAACUCCUUUUAGAAUUUCAGUAUUUCUCAUGGGGAUGCUCAAUAGUAAAUCUAAAGUGUUCGGAUAGUUCAGUAUUAAUUAUCAUUUAAUCUUGCACCUAGAUACUGUUACAACUGCAAUAAUUCAUUGUACAACUGUUGUAUCAGGAGUCAAGAUUUUUUUGUUGUUGUACUUUCGAGAUCUUUAUAGAUAAAUAAAAGCCUUCUGGUGUGGCCAGGUUUUAGGUAACUUUUUAAUCCAAAACUAUUGUACCAUAAAUGUUUUUCAGUAAUAUUCUUUGGUCCACUGUAUUCCCGUGACACAGUGUGUUAUCUGUUCCUGUAUUUCUAUAGCACCUUUCUAUUGGGUUAAUCAUCAUUAACGGGACUAGCGUUUACUGUAGUUCAAAUGACUUUCCUACUUUUGUACACCCCAACAAAUUAUCUAGUAAGUAGAUUUUCAUCAAUCCCCUUGUCAAAAACUAGGAAAAAAAAGGAGUUGACACCUAUAAAUUCUCUCUGAUGUCCUUGUUGUUUAUGGAAAAGCCCAGGUAGUGGAUUUAUCACUAUGCGUUUCAGGAAAAGAGUUGACUGGGACUAAUAACACAGGAUCAGUGAUCUCAGAGUCUUACUUGAUGUGUUAUUUAUUUUGCUUUAGAUCUUGAAUACAUUUUGAGAAUAACUAAUGUGAAUUGAAAUGUAGAAAUAAACUGGAGUACUUUAUGUAGCAAUAUUUGGUGAAAGCAUGCUUUCCACACCAUUCAGGAAGGCAGCAGAAAUUGAUCUCCGAAAGUUUCCUGUAUAUUGCAAGGUGCAAUUUUCUCCACUGAUUUAGGAGGACAGGAGCUUGAUAAUGCGAAGUUGAUCUCUAUGUACAUUUAAGUGAAAAGUCUUUAUGUCUUUUCACCCUUAAAAUAUAUCAGCAGACAUGUCUGCACGUGACAGUGUAAAAAAAGUUUAAUGUCAAAUGCAAAGUUUGUAUUCAUUCCAAGCCACCACUGUAAGGAAUAAAGCUUAGCUUCUAUACAUGGAAAGAGUUAAUAAUUAGCCCUCUAUUAUAGAUAAUUUUAAGUGCUUAUCAUAAUUUAUAAUAAAAGGGAUUAAUCCAAUCAUUGUCAAAUAAAGUCAGAAAUUCUUGCUUCCCGUUUCUAGAAUAGCUUCUAGAGCAGUGCUGUGCACACAGUAGAUCUUAAUAAACAUUUGCUGAGUGAAAGUAAGAUAAACUCAACUAUCUCUUGGGAAGAACUGACUUUAUUCCUAGUGUGUCUAAUCUUACUAAUCUUCCAGCAGUGCAAAUAUUAACAAUUAUAACACCUGCCUUAUGUCACUUUAUGCUUCUAGAGCAAAUGUCUAGUGAAACUUCUUUGAUGGCAUUUAUUGAAAACUUUUUAAAAAGUAGACUAAAGAAACCACAAUCAGGAAUACUUACAUCUUUUGAUUCCCAAUGAGAAGUUCUAUUUUCAUGUUCUUAAUAUUAUACAAAAGAAAACGCAGUUAGGUUAUUGCAAUUGAAAAUUCUGCCUCCUCUUUUGAUUUACCACUUAACCAAGACUAUUAAUUUCCUUAGAUUUUGGGAAAAGAAAAAAACUUUUUGAUGUUUUAGGUAAUUUUAAAAUAUACUGUGUUGGUGGUGAAUGACUAUUGAUGACUGUGUUAAGUGCAUCUGUAUUGUAAGUGAAAUGUAAUUAUUUCUGUGUACCAUAUGGAGUAACUAAGGUCAUCGUUUUUUGACAAUUUUGUUUGAAAUUUAUAUAUCUUAUUUCAAAGGAUAGCAUAAUAUCUGCAUUAUGCUGGAAAAAAAUAGACCUUUGGAGAAUACUUAAAUAAAACAUGUGCAUGCUUGAACAGGA